UCGACUUUUAGAACCCUAUUAAGAACUCCAAACUAAUUAAAGAGGAAAUUGUUUAACUGUAAAUAAGAACAAAUUAUUAUUAAUUAAAAUUUUAACAAAUCUUCCAGAGCAUGUUACCGGAAACAGUUACAUUUGCUAUAGCAUUGAUUAUAUAUGGAGCUAUAUUGUUUUUGCUUAUAUACUAUGUACUCACUCUGGCCGAUUUGGAAUGUGACUAUUUGAAUGCUCAGGAAUGCUGUAGCCGUUUGAAUUUUUGGGUUAUACCCAAAUUUGGAUCUCACUUAAUUCUAUGUGUUCUACUUCUACUUGGUGGCCAUUGGAUUAUGUUCAUCCUAAAUGUGCCUAUGGUCACAUGGCUGGGUUAUGAAUUGUACAAACAGCCAAGGGAUAGUUUGGGUGUUUAUGAUCCAGUGGAUAUACAUAGUCGUGGCCUGUUAAAAGUUCAUUUGCGAAAUACCAUGAUUUAUUUGGGCUACUAUUUCGUUAUGUUCUUCAUAGGAUUGUAUUUCAUGAUAUCUGCCUUAAUUAAGGGUGAUCCCAUUCGACGCCACGAAGAAGGAGAAAUAAUUACGGACUUUUAGCAUUUGUAGGCAUAAAUGGCUACCCCCUAAUCCUGACAUAGCAUUAAAUGAUAUCCAUGAUAUUCUUGUCUUGUCAUCUCGUAUCUUCUCUUGGGAGAAGUGUUCUGUCUUCCCCAGUAUUUAUUAACAAAUGAUGCACAAACCUUUAUGAAUGUAUCCCAAAGAUUUACCUUCUAGUCCCACAACUGCU
Messenger RNA from Stomoxys calcitrans (stable fly), 771 nucleotides. It is a transcript of the gene cnir, whose product is annotated as protein cornichon homolog 4. Gene Ontology annotation, cellular component: endoplasmic reticulum membrane; COPII-coated ER to Golgi transport vesicle. Gene Ontology annotation, biological process: endoplasmic reticulum to Golgi vesicle-mediated transport. The coding region runs from base 111 to 581 and encodes 156 amino acids. NCBI's taxonomy places the organism in Eukaryota, Metazoa, Arthropoda, Insecta, Diptera, Muscidae. The transcript has 3 exons. The record is from RefSeq and is a predicted model, not a curated record.